AUGGAGCCGCAGAUUGCAUCGCUUUCGGAGCGCCAGUGGGGCGUAGCUGUGGGGCACCGAGUGUGCGCGGGCGGACGGGCGCGCUUCCUCAGCAGCUCGUUACCGAACUUAUCUGUAUUGCUGAAUUUAUCCGCAUCAUCGUCACCAUCGCACGCAAUGGACACACCAGCUUCUGUUCAGCGAGUUAUUACCGAAAUGGAAGAGAUGCAGAAGGAUCCGUUCCUUUACGAGGCAAUGACCUGUCCAGUUUGCUUCCAGGUAUCACUUCCGAAUUUUACAGCCAAGCGCCACUCAGCGACAAAUCAGAUUGAUUGA
Molecule: messenger RNA, 315 nt
Organism: Gongylonema pulchrum
Lineage: Eukaryota; Metazoa; Nematoda; Chromadorea; Rhabditida; Gongylonematidae
Source: the annotation of a GenBank genome assembly